AUGACGGACUUACAAUCAGUGCCAAGUGAUAUUAUCGCCAUCUCAAAUAGAGUUGCUUCAAAAAUCGGCAUCGAAAAUCCAGAAAUAAUUUUACAUGAAGGCAACGCCAAAGGAGAAGGGUACGUUGGAGAAAUUGUAUUUAUCCAGUUAAAGGACAAGAAUAAUGGAAAGAGCCAACACAUUGUUGUGAAACGAUCAUUUACUAAUAAACAAAUUAGAGAAUUAGCCCCUAUAAGGCAGAUAUAUUUGAGCGAAAUUCUAUUUUAUGAUAACAUUUUGCCGUCCCUGCAGCGAUUUCAAGUGGAAAAUGGCUUGGAAAAGUUCGAUAAAGUGUGUAAAUGUUUAUUGACAAGCAAAGAAGAGAACAACGAGUAUUUGGUGCUGGAAAAUAUUAAAAAAAUCGGAUUUGAACUUUUCGACAAGACCAAAAUUUUAUCCUAUAAACACAUUGAAGCAAUCUAUAAAACUUACGCUUAUCUACAUGCAACCAGUUUUUUGUACAGAAAAUUCAAAUCCGAAGAAUUCGAUAAGAUGUUUGAUGGCUUAAUUGAUAUGUAUGAAGAGCUUAUGAAAGGUGAUUAUUCUAGAACGAUGUGGAUAGACAUGUUUAAAAUGUGUUCCGAAAAACUGAUUCCUGGCGAGGAUGAUGAAGUUAUAGCUGCGUACGAUAAAUAUGUAAAAGAUGGGCUUAACCAAAUGAAACAUGCGUCGACCUAUGACGGAAAAUAUCCCCUUCUUACACACGGGGACUGUUGGAGCAAUAACAUGAUGUUUAAAUAUGAUGACAAAGGGGACAUAGUAGAUCUAAAACUUUUGGACUGGCAACUUGUUAAACUGGGUACACCAGUUCAAGAUUUAUCAUAUUGCCUUUAUUCAGGUGCCUCACUGGAUACAUUCGAAAGACUGGAUGACCUCCUUAGAGUUUAUUAUGAUAAAUUUUCUGCAGUUUUGCAACAAUGUGGUGAAAAUCCGGAAGAAGUGUACCCUUUUACAAUAUUGAAGGAAGAGUGGAAACAAUAUUGUAAAUUUGGAUGGUCAGCUGCUCUGAUGAUUAUAAAAGCGAAAACUACAAAACAAGAAGAUAAAGUGGACUUCGCUGAUAUUAGCAUGACUGACAAUCAAGGUGAAAUGAUCAAGAAAUUGGUACAUGGAACGCCUUCUACAGAAUACGAUAGGAGAGUGCGGGAACUCUUAUUACAUGUCUACAAAAUAGGUGGCAUGUAAUUUAGUAAUUUAAUUUGUAUGUUUGUUCGUUCCUUCUUUAACUCAAACAAAUUUUGAUUGAAUUUAUUUUUUAUACUUCAAAAACAUUUAAACAUAUGGAUUAUUAAUACAGUUUAUUAACAAACCUUUUCAAAUCAAACAAAGUUGACAAAAUGUAUAGACGAAACGUAAGGAAAUAUUUAAGUUACAGCAUUCAUUUACAAUUUAGUACGUUGUCUACAGAGUUAAGAUAUAUACUACGAUGUCAUUCUUAUACUUAUUAACAUUCAAUA
This is a messenger RNA of Aethina tumida (small hive beetle), 1496 nucleotides long. RefSeq lists its product as uncharacterized. Lineage: Eukaryota; Metazoa; Arthropoda; Insecta; Coleoptera; Nitidulidae. The transcript has 2 exons. The record is from RefSeq and is a predicted model, not a curated record. Bases 1 to 1224 code for a protein of 407 amino acids.